Spodoptera exigua (beet armyworm) is the source of this 2213-nucleotide messenger RNA. Lineage: Eukaryota; Metazoa; Arthropoda; Insecta; Lepidoptera; Noctuidae. The record is from the annotation of a GenBank genome assembly.
AAUCCCUAAAGUAUUACUAAACAUAAUGCUAAAGAUGUUAUAUUCAGUUCUGGAACGCGAUCUCAAAAGACCGAUGUUCAGGUUAGUCUAUGAAGAAAGCGCAAGUUUCCGUUUUAAAAAAUCAACAAAGCAACGGUCUUUGUCGUCGUUAGAGCGUGAUUGAUUUUUACAAACGUUAAAAACGAAAAUGUGUGUCGAAGUGUGAGCUGCCAUUAGAUUUGCUACUAGGCAUUAGUAAUAGCUACUUUAUAGUAUAUUUAUAUUAACAGUGCGAAGUACAAAUUUUCCAAUAUGAAGGAUCCUUUUGUUAAGGAUUCGGUUAUCGAUUCGCCGGCCAGGGAGAGCCUAAGAAAUGUGGAAGGUUGCUACAACAAGAAUAUAUUUAAGACUAGUUCGUUUGCAAACUCCCGUCGUGCAUUGCAGUCGGGUGCGGAUAAGAUAUCAAGAACUUUUCGAAGCGUAAGAAACACCUUCGGGAAUCUGUCACAGCAUUUCAGAUUGGGGGGCAGGCGCCGUCACCGCUUGACUGAGCCUCCAUCUCCAUGCAGGACACCAACAACACCAGUCAUGAAAAAGAAACAGGCUGGUCUUUCCCAGAUACUUGGGAGGAGUCCCACAAAGCUAUACAGUCCUUUUGGCAUUGAGACACCACACAGCCGGGACUUCAGAAUGUCGCCAUACAUGCCUGACACACCAGAUCAUGGUUUGUCACCAAAGCGACGCAAGGGCGUCACCCACUCAUGGCAUAUCCUUGCCAAGAAGAGACCUCGGGCGCUCUUCCACUGAAAAUUAUGACUACAUGUAACUAUCAACGCACAAAUAUAUCCCACCGCUUAUAUGUAAAGACUAGCUUCAUGGGUCCUUAGGUGUUGACCAUCACAAAUGGCUAUGAAUUAUUCACACACCACUUUUUCAUUUGCAACUUGGACUUUUCUGAUAUAUAAUGAAGGCAGCAUGCCACAAGUCUUUUUAACACUUACAUUUAUUGAAAUAUUUAUUUUUACUUUUGCAAAGAGCCUAUAUCCAGCAGUGGCAUUUAUUAUAGCUGAGAUAUUAUUCAAAAAGAGGCAUUUGUGAUGGACAAUGCUUAGGGCCCUAUAUUGUCGAUAUUUUGUAUGCAAUUGGUGCUAUACUCAUAGUAUUUUCUUAUACUUGAAAUACAUUCGCGAUUGGCUUACUCCAAACAUAUUAUAAUUAUGUAUUUAUUAAUAAUACAUUGAAUAUUUAUAGGGAUUGUCUUACCAGAUGGUAUGCUAAAGAUUUAUUUGCUUUGUUUAAAAAAUAAAUGCAAAAAUCUUUAUGAAAUUGGAUGUUUGCUGUAGUAAUGAUAUUAGUUUAUCAUUCUUAUGUAUCUAAUAUUUAUUAAACCCACCGAUUAUUGAAUGUAGUCAAAAAAAGUUCAAAUAGUUCUACUUAGACUAUUUGGUAAUGUUUACCUAUGUACUUACAUAAUGUAUUUAGUAUUAUAUCAUAUCCAGUAUUAUGACGCCAAAUUGUGUAGCUUUGAGUACAAAUUGUAUUAAAAUACUGUCAAACAAAAAUGUAGUGAUACAAUUUAUGUAGAAAUAAGGAUUAUGGUAGACUAGUAACUUAUUGCUAUCAGUUAUUCUUUACAUUACUAACUAGUUUAGACAUUAAAGAAGAUAUUUGAUGGUAAUAUGUCUGAAUUGAAGAAAAGGAUUGCCUUAAAGGAAGGAAAAGAAUGAAUAGUUUGUAAGAUCCACUGCUGGAUAUAGGACUGGAAGAAUAGGUUUAGUUAGUUACGCCAUUUCGUAUCCCUUACAUUUCUGUUUGACAGUGUAACACGUACAUAGAUUUUUUACACUAAUACGCUUCGCAUUGACAAUAUUGUAGUCGCCUAUUUAUAUUUAUACAUAGGUUAAGAUUGUGUGAUUUUUUGUUCUGGAUUCUCCCGAAUUUUUUACUUUAUUGUCGAAUACAGUUCGCGUCAUUAGAAAGUACGGACUAGGUAGCUAGUAAUUUUGGAAAAUUAUAUGAGGUGAUGUAGAUGGCAACUUUUUGUAUGUGUAAUGUAAUGACGUUGACUGUACUUUUUAAGACUGAUUGUCUUGUAGUUGUAUAUUUUUACUUUUUAAUUUCUUAGUCGAGGCUCAAAUGUACCUACCUAUUUAUAACACAUCAGUAUGUAUUCAAUUUUUUUUAAUAUUAUCAUUUACUUUGUAUGUAAUGCAUUGGCUAUGUGACACACCACA